Messenger RNA from Ostrea edulis (European flat oyster), 3891 nucleotides. RefSeq names its product transient-receptor-potential-like protein. Gene Ontology annotation, cellular component: membrane; cation channel complex. Gene Ontology annotation, molecular function: inositol 1,4,5 trisphosphate binding; store-operated calcium channel activity; protein binding. Lineage: Eukaryota; Metazoa; Mollusca; Bivalvia; Ostreida; Ostreidae. Gene Ontology annotation, biological process: calcium ion transmembrane transport; regulation of cytosolic calcium ion concentration; manganese ion transport. The coding region runs from base 604 to 3363 and encodes 919 amino acids. The transcript has 12 exons. The record is from RefSeq and is a predicted model, not a curated record.
UAGACCUAAAGCUCAAGAAGACUUCUUCUUAACCACACAGAAUGAGAAAGUUAACUCAGCAGUGUUAAACAACAGAUAUGUGAUAAUUAGUCAGCAUGCAGAGAGCAAUACUGCAUUUAGUCUUUUAAAAUUCCAAAUAAGUUAACAUAACCUUGUUAGGAAAUGUCAAGCUGGCAAUUAAUUCCUAGCACUGAGAGCCUUCAUGUAGAGUAUGUUUACAUGAUUACUCUAACAAAAUGUCAUUAGUUUGAAUGAAUGCCAAUCAUCUGAGAGGUGUCUUGUCAACAGUGCAGACCAUGGGAUUCUAAGAUGCUGAAAGCAUGUCGUUCACCAUCUGUAUUGAUUUCCUGACUCCUUACCAUGCAGAGAUGCCUGCGGAAGAUGGAGGGGGACCGAAGAUGUGGUCACUAGCCUGUGAAUAGUGAACUGGAUUACUACCUGUAAUCCAUCAUGUGAUAGAAACGUGUCAUGAGGAAAGGUGCUUAAAACCUGCUGCAAUAGUUAUCCUGCUACAAUUCUGCAGAAGCUGAAGAAGUUGGCUGAUUAGAAAUUACCAAUUGUUGCAUUCAGAGUGGAAAGGUAGGUGUAUGUAAGACAUGUUAAAUGGUAAUCAGCCAGACAUCAGUUAUAACUACGUGUAAACCAGUUGCAAUGCCAUUGGAUCCACUCAACCGAUCACAAAUGAGCAACACUAAAGAGCGAACUUUUCUAGAGGCUGUAGAAAGGGGAGACAAACCAACAGUCAUAAGAUGCCUACAACAACCAAAUCCUGUGAAUGUCAACUGUACAAAUAUGCUUGGGCGAUCCGCUAUCCAGAUUGCAGUAGACAACGAAAAUGUGGAAUUGGUAGAAAUUCUUCUGCACCAGGAAGGGGUGAAGAUUGGAGAUGCUCUGUUGUAUGCUGUUACAGAGGGUGUCUACAAAAUUGUGGAAAUGCUUAUUGAUCAUCCAAGUAUAACCUUGGAAAUGCUCGGACGAGAUUGGUCUAAAGCUCAAAAAGGAUAUGAAGAAAGUUCAGAUUACUCAUCUGACAUUUCACCAAUUAUUUUGGCAGCCCACUGUAACCAAUUCGAGAUACUUCAGUUGAUUCUUCAGAGAGGAGCCAACAUUGAGAUUCCACACAUGUUGUCUUGCUCCUGUCAAGCUUGCCAGGAAAAAGUCAAUGAGGACAGUCUCAGACAUUCCCUGUUCCGUAUCAACUCCUACAAAGCUUUGGCCAGUCCUGCCUGGAUCUCCCUCACCAGCCCUGACCCCAUUCUCACUGCUUUCAAGCUAUCUUGGGAGCUGCAGAAGUUGGCCUUGAAGGAGAAUGAGUUCAAGGACACUUACAUUCAGCUCAAUGACCAGUGUAAAAAGUAUGCAUGUGAUCUGUUGGACCAGUGUCGGAGCAGUGAGGAGGUGAUAGCUGUCUUGAACAGGAGCUCAGAAUCUGAAGAAGAAGAGGAGGAAGAGGAAGACUUGGAAUCUUCUGUCCCAGCUAAGCUCACUCUCUCUCGACUCAAGCUGGCACUGAAGUAUGAGCAGAAACAGUUUGUGUCCCACCCUCAUUGUCAGCAGCUGUUGACCUCGAUCUGGUAUGAGGGUCUCCCAGGAUGGAGGAAGAGGAAUGGCUUGACCAAGUUCCUGCUGUGCAUGGGGCUGAUCCUGAUUGUACCUUUCAUGGCUGUGUACUACCUUAUUUUUCCUCGUAGUAAGAUUGGACAGCUCCUACGUAGUCCCUUCAUGAAAUUUCUCUACCACAGUGCUUCAUUUGGCGUGUUCCUGAUCCUCCUGAUUCUGUGCUCUACCAAUAUCAGUAAUCCCAAUGACAGAGGAAACAUUCGGGGACCUCCACCAUCGGAACUGGAGUGGCUGAUUUUUUUAUGGGUUACAGGAUUUGUAUGGGCAGAGUGUAAACAGCUAUGGGAGGAAGGACUGAAAGCCUACACAAGACAAUGGUGGAACUGGCUGGACUUCAUGAUGCUCUCUCUCUAUCUGGCAACAUUUUGUCUCCGACUUGUGGCUUAUUUGCAAAUUGAAUCUGGUAAAUAUGGUGAAAGGGUUCUCCCUAGAAAAGAUUGGCCUAUAAUGGAUCCCUCCCUUUUCUCAGAGGGACUGUUUGCAGUGGCUAAUGUUUUUAGUUUUUCCAGAAUCAUAUACUUAGCUCAGGCUAAUCAGCACCUAGGACCCCUCCAGAUAUCACUAGGGUGCAUGCUGAUUGACAUUGGGAAAUUUCUGUUUAUAUUUUUCCUGGUGUUGACAUCCUUUGCUUGUGGAAUGACCCAGCUCUACUGGUAUUACUUUAACAGUCGUGUUCCGGAGGACCCAUUAGCAUUUGUAUCGCUUGGUGAGAGCUAUGCUACUCUUUAUUGGUCUCUGUUUGGAAUCACUGCCAAGCAUGACCUCAAAAUCCAGAAUAGUCAAACUUUCACAGAGAUACUGGGCCGAUUGAUGUUCAUGUUGUACCACUGUAUGGCCAUCAUUGUACUGAUCAACAUGUUGAUUGCCAUGAUGUCAAAUUCUUUCCAGACUAUUGAGAACCAUGCGGAUAUGGAGUGGAAGUUUUCCCGCUCCAAGCUAUGGAUGGGUUACUUUGACGAAGGUUCUACGCUCCCUUCUCCAUUCAACCUCAUUAUUAGCCCCAAGUCCAUCUACUAUGCAAUAUGUUAUCUAAAGAACAAGCAUAACAAGUCUGGCAAGGACAAGCCACACUUUAAGGGAACUAAAAGGCGUAUCUCUAUAGGUAGUGUGAAGCCUGUCCCUGCCCCAACACCAAGACGAGAAUUAACGGACGUGAACUCAACAGGAACAAUGGCCCAGACCAGAAUCAUUAUGAAUUCUGAUAAACCGCCUAAAGAGAUGAAGUACAAACCUCCACUACCUACUCAGAGCAGCUUCAAAGAUGAACAUCAUUACCAGGACAUCAUGAGACGACUGGUCAGUAGGUAUAUUCACCAGUUCAAGAAGGAUAGACAAUUAGAUGGAGUGAAUGCUGACGACCUUCUGGAAAUCAAACAAGAUAUUUCCAGCUUAAGGUACGAGUUACGAGAAGACAGGAAGAGGGAGUCGUACCAUUCAGCAAACAUGCUUCAGAGCACGAAGCAAGAAAUCCUCUCUUUGAUACAGGAGUUUAACAUGACCAAUCACCCACGACAAAUCAAGGCUGGGCAAAGUCAGAGUAUUCAGAAUAUCUCCCUGGACAGAGGUCGGAUCAAUGACAAAGGUCAAGUGUUGUCUCCUAGUGAACUGGAGCAGUUGAAAGAGGAUGUGAUUGUUGGAAUUUGCUCCAAACUGCAUGAAAGUCUACAGACUUUACAGGGAGUGGAGAGACUCCCGUCGAUUGAUUCUGAUCUCUACACGACACAUCUCUAUACUCAACUGUAAAAACACGGAGCCUCUUGUGGUACAUUUUGGGUUUUUUUGUCAUUCAGACAUUCCAAACAAAACAAAGAAAUCUGAGGAAUUUUUUAUUCAAUCUAGGUAUUUGUACAUUUUAUAUAAAGUUGACGUGAUAUUUUUUCACAUAGUUUUUAAAACUCUCUCUCUUAAUGAUAGAUCAAACAAAACUGAUACAUCUUAGACAAAAUGUUUCUCCUUAAGAGUAUGAUUUUUCCAAUUUGUAUGAAGGAACACCAGCUGCUUCUCUUUUUUUUUUUUUUUUUUUCUCCAUGUAUUGAAGGUUAAAACUUUUCCAUUCCAUGUACAUACAUUUGUGAAGAAAGCUGAUAGGGGAUAGCAAUCAUGUUUUGAUAUUGUGUUUACUAAUUCAUUUGUAUACCAUAUGAUGUUGAAUUUUCCAGUGUACUAUGGUUCAUGUAAGUAGUAAAAUCUAUUUUCAUAGAAAAUUAUGUAUAAUUGUUGUUAAAAUAUACAUAUGUUUACAUGUUUCUUUUAAUAAAAUAUCAUUUCAUG